Cherax quadricarinatus is the source of this 1731-nucleotide messenger RNA. Lineage: Eukaryota; Metazoa; Arthropoda; Malacostraca; Decapoda; Parastacidae. The record is from RefSeq and is a predicted model, not a curated record.
CAGAGCAUACAGCAUGGCAGUAGUGGUCUGGAACCCGGCAGGGUAGUGUGUGUGUGUCUGUGUGUGCCUGUGUGUGUGUCUGUGUGUGCUCCUGCCCAGUGUUUUACUAGGAUUGUACAUGGACAAAAGUGGAACCUGGCAAGGUGGGAGGUGUUUAUCUGUGUUCCUGUCCGCUGCUGCACCGGGAGUCUACCAAAAGCGUACAGGGAUAGUAAUGAACUACGGACUGAACCUCAGCAUUAUCAUCCCUUAUUAGAUCUGUCGUGGUGACCAACAGAUGCUGACGCCUGCCUGUGGAAGGUGACCGCCUGUUUACCUCAAACGUGUCCAGCGGGGGUAAUGGAGGAGCCUAGAGAGGUGGGUGUGGGGGAUGUGGUGGAGACAGGCGAAGGUGUAGGUGAGGGCAAGGUGAAGGUGAAGAGAGGUAGAGGUGGGUCGGAACCACCUGCCUACCGCUCCUACCCACAGCGAUGGGCCAUCCUCCUCGCCGUUACUCUUCUCAAUAUCUCCAACGCCUCGCUGUGGAUCAACUUGGCGCCUGUGUCGUACAAGGCAGCAGACUACUUCAAGGUGCCUGUCGCAGGCAUCAACUGGUUCAGUCUGGUCUAUCUCUUCGUCUCCAUACCAUUCUGCUUUAUCUCCACCUUCAUCGUCAAUGCCCUCGGUCUCAGACCUUCCAUCCAGAUAGGGUCGGCGCUGAACUGCCUGGGAGCUGUGAUUCGAGGUAUCUCUACUUCAGGGCUCAUCCCCUCUUGCCGCGCCCAGUACGCCGUCUGUAUCACUGGCCAGGUGUUGGCUGGCAUGGCUCAGUCCUUCCUCCUCUUCAUACCAACCAAGGUAUCUCAACUCUGGUUCCCAGAGAACUCUCGUACACUCUCCACCACCGUCCUCUCUCUCUCCAACCCUCUGGGAGUGGUGGUGGCACAGGUGCUCUCACCAAUACUGAUUAAGUACUCCACCUUGCCCAUUCUUAAUUACGUCUACUGUGGCAUGGCAGUCUUCACCCAGUUGAUCACCCUCGUCUCCGUUACCAGAGCAUUUUUCCACAUUUUGCCGGUAUCACCAUACCAUUUCUCAAGUCUCCUUACACUCUCUGUCCUUGCUUACUUGCCAGUCUUCAGCGGCAUUAUAAAUGGGGUGAUGAUUCUUUGUGGCUUCGUGGGGUCGGCAGUGACAGGAAUCAUGGCUGACAGGACCAAAGCCUUCACUCCAAUCACCAAGAUCUCCUACGGUAUUGCCACCAUCUUCAAUAUCAUCAUGAUGGAGAUGUUCAUGGUGCCCGGGCAGCCGGCCGUGCUGGCAAUCUUCAUGGGUCUCUUCGGAUUCUUCGGGAUUGGGGCUUACCCCAUAGGUCUGGAGCUGGCGGUGGAGGCCACCUAUCCUGUGGAGGAGAGUAUCAGCACUGCCUUCAUCUUCAUGUCAGGACAGGUGCAAGGCGUGCUUAUCAUCUUCUUAGUGUCAUAUCUGGCACGGGACCCCAAGCCGGAGUAUGCGAAGAUUGAGGUAUGCACCGCUGGUAUCAACUCCGAUAUCCUACCCAAGGAUUAUACUGAACAGCGAGCCUCCGUCACUUGGCGGAACAGCGAGCCUCUGUCACUUGACAGAACAGCGAGCUUCCAUCACUUGACGGAAGAGCGAGCCUCCGUCACUUGGCGGAACAGCGAGCCUCUGUCACUUGACGGAACAGCGAGCUUCCAUCACUUGACGGAAGAGCGAGCCUCCGUCACUUGA